CGGGGCUGAAAAUUGGAAAUGGUCGUCACUCCCUGUUUUAUUAUAAUUUCAUUUAUAAAUUACAUUUUAAUUGUUCCAUUUUGAUAAAAGUGAUAACCAAAUUAAACCUAAAUUUUACAAUCUGUGAUAGCUUAAGGAAUUAGUAUAGGAUACCUUCGAUUAGAUAUUAAAAUUCUAGUAAAUAGUAAUGUAAACUAAGAAGAAAUCCUCAAGGAAGAUGUCGAAAAAUAAAUUAAAUUUAACGCUGCCUCCAGGUGCAAUAGACCUAAAUCCUGCAGUAACCCCCACAUCCUCUUUCCAAGAGGCGCCUGUGACAACUAAUUUAAUCAGAAGUAAUAGUAUAGAGAACUUAACUGCUAGACUAGAAGAAUUAGACUCGACACUCGAAAUGGACGAUACCCAAAGGAAGAGAAUAGAAGUUUUCCUCUGUCAGAAGGAGAAGAUCGGUGGGGAAUUUUCCGAGGACGAUUUCGAGAAGCUCGGUGAACUGGGCUCUGGCAACGGAGGAGUUGUUACAAAAGUCCGCCACAAGGGCAGCGGCCUCAUAAUGGCGAGAAAACUUAUACACUUAGAGGUGAAGCCUGCAAUAAAGAAGCAGAUCAUUAGGGAAUUAAAAGUUUUACACAAAUGCAACUUUGCGCACAUCGUUGGCUUUUAUGGAGCCUUCUACGUCGAUGGUGAAAUCAGCAUAUGCAUGGAAUACAUGGAUGCUGGUUCGCUGGACCUUAUUUUAAAAAAAGCUGGUAGAAUACCUGAAAACAUAUUAGGUAAAAUCACAUUCGCAGUUCUUAAGGGGCUGAGUUACUUAAGAGACAAACAUGCUAUUAUGCACAGAGACGUAAAACCAAGCAAUAUUCUUAUCAACAGCUGUGGUGAGAUAAAAAUCUGUGAUUUUGGUGUAUCUGGACAAUUGAUAGAUUCAUUGGCUAAUUCUUUUGUGGGAACUAGGAGCUAUAUGUCUCCUGAAAGACUGCAAGGAACGCAUUAUUCCGUGCAAAGUGAUAUCUGGUCGUUGGGUUUAUCAUUGGUUGAAAUGGCUAUUGGUAUGUACCCCAUACCACCUCCAGAUGCAAAGACAUUAGCGUCAAUUUUCGGGCCGCACAAUGAUAGUGAUUCACCAGAUCACACCAAAGGACCCAGACCGAUGGCAAUAUUCGAAUUGUUGGACUAUAUCGUAAAUGAGCCGCCUCCUAAACUACCAUCAGGCAUAUUCACAGAUGAUUUUAAAGAUUUCGUUGACAGGUGUUUGAGGAAAAAUCCCGACGAGAGGGCCGAUUUGAAGACACUAAUGAAUCAUUCAUGGAUUAAACAGGCAGAAAGUGAAGAUGUAGACAUAGCUGGAUGGGUCUGUAAAACAAUGGAAAUUCAACCUCCCAAUAAAUAGAUUAUACACUUUUUAAACAAUUUAAAAUAGCUGUGAAUUUUUAAAUCUAUCGCUAAAUUUAGUCACUAAUUUGUUGAAAUAUUGUUAUACAUAUAUCAUAUUUACUAAUAAUUAUUCCAGUGAUAUAAUCGAAAAGUGAUGUAUAGAAACAUAUUUUUUAAUAAGUUAUAAGUGCAAAUCUUUAAUCUGUAAGUAAAUAAAAUAAUCAGCUGUUAUUGAAUCAUUUUAAGACCUUAAGGAACAAAUAAGUAAACACUCACUUGUUGAAACACUUAUAUUAAUAAUACAUUAAUAUAAAAAAAUUAGAUGUUGCCAUUUAUUUACUCAAAAUUGAAAUGAAAACAUUAAAGAUUUACAUCGAAACCGUUUCAUAUAAUUAUUUUUAACAAAUAUUGAAGUAAACUGCAAUUUAUUAAAUUUUCAAAAUAUAUGACGACAAUGAAUUAAUCUACCACAAAAUUGAUCACUUAAAUUUUUAUCCUCAAAAUACCAUUUCACAACUAUUGAAUGAUUUUUUUUGCCAUUCAAGGAGUUACGAUAAAUAUUUAUAUGUAUUAUUUAAAAAUCGUUUCGAAUGAUACUUAAAGCUGGUUAAGUAAAAAAUCACAGUUUUAACUGUUACUAAUUGUUUACUUAUAAUAAUUAAAAAAUAAAUUAAUGUACAAUAAACUUGUUCAAAUCGUAUUAAAAAUUAUUAAAGGUGGUUAUUUGUGUUGGAUUCAAAAAUUUCAGAAAUAAAAUACAUUAAAACAGUGAGUUUAAAUAAAAUUAACUGGUUCCUGUGCUUUAAUUUAAAUAACUCCUUUUCAUGUAAUAAUCUUUUUUGUACUUUGAAAAAAAAUUAGAAUAACAAGAAUAUUAAUGCAAACCACGUUGUCCUGAAAAUGAAUAAAACCUAAAUUUAUAUACAUACAGGGGAAAGGGGGCAAAGCCAGAAUUUCUCACUGGACUAGAAAUAUUCGCAACAGUUAACAUGAUGACCUAGUUGUCGUAGAAGAACCAGAACAGUUAUUUAAGCAACGUAGUUGUAUUGAUUGGGAUUAUCCUUGUCUCGUUCCAUGUAGUCUCUGUCAAUCAGGGAUUCG
Molecule: messenger RNA, 2469 nt
Organism: Phyllotreta striolata
Lineage: Eukaryota; Metazoa; Arthropoda; Insecta; Coleoptera; Chrysomelidae
Source: the annotation of a GenBank genome assembly